GAUAUUAAGGAAGGAGAAGCAGCAUAUGAGCAGACAAACUCAAGAUUGCAGAAUCAUGUCCACGUAAGUAUCUCUCUCUUACCCUCUCUGCCUUUAUUGAAUGCUCAUAGAAGCAGGACCCCAUGCAUAUGACUCAUUCAUGGUCACUGGCUCACUGCUUGCCCCAUAAAAAUCAGCCUCAGACAAUAUCAUGUAAGAGAAACAGAUGAAGGGCCGGGCAGGCACAUGGGUUUUCCUGUCCUUGGUCCCUCUGCUUGUCUUUGGCUGUUUUUUAUUUUUUUCCUGGUUUUAUUGCUUUAAUUUCUCCUCAUCUUCAACAUCCUUGUUUGUUUGUUUGUUUUUUUUUUUUUUCAUCGUCAGUCACAAGAUUCCUCCUACCUAUCUAGUUCGCUCAAAAAAUAAAGUUUUGAGAAGAUAAGACAAGUUUCACUUCAUCAAUCUGAAAAUUUCAUUUCCAAUUAAGUGAAUCUAAGUCUGAAUUGAAAAUGACAUAUGAUCAUUUUUUGUCGUUGAAGACUUGUAACAUAUGGCACCUAGAUGUAACCACCAUGGGUUAGAGGGAAGAGAACGUGUCCUAUUUGAAGCACGGAUCUAGAUCCAAUCAACUCACCCAAUUUCCCACACUCUCACUCGCUGCCACUCACAAAUUCUUUGGCUUUUUCUUUGAAGGGAGAGAGAAAAGGAGUAAAGUUUGAAGUUUUGGCUUUGACUGUCCUCGAUAGGCACUAGAAUCCAAUAUAUACAGCAGCAGCAGAAGUGAAGAAAUUGAUGGUCGCUCUGCUUCUGCAGCUGCUGCUAGCUUCUGAAAAUAGCCUUGAAAGAAGGCGGUGGUUUGGCCUUUGUAGAAAAAGUUUGAAACUUGAAAGCUGAAACUGUGUAAACUGAAAAACCCAGUUAGAAUUUGAAGGGGAAGAGCAAGGGGAGCCAUCAUCACCCAUGUUUCUCUCCUGGGAAUAAGUGAAUUAGAGGGAGUGAAGGGAGGGAGAUACUGCACGUCUACAGUUCUACUCACUCUUAACAAGUUGGUAGGUGUUGGUUGUGGUUGAGAAAGAAGUUUUACUUGUAAAGAGCUCACUCCUUAGUCCUUACUCUCUCAAAAUCAAAGAAGAAAAGCAAUUUCAGAAAAGGAACACAAGGCCUUAAUUGAGUUUUGAGUGGGUGUGGAAACCUUUAACUUUCCGUCAUGGAUGGUUAUGAAGCAACAAAAAUGGUACUUUCAAGAAUCCAGAGCUUAGAUCCAGAAAAUGCCUCCAAAAUCAUGGGUCUUUUGCUCAUUCAAGAUCAUGGAGAAAAGGAGAUGAUUCGUUUAGCUUUCGGUCCGGAAGCCCUUGUUCAUUCUGUGAUUCUUAAAGCAAGAAAGGAGCUGGGAUUGGCCUCUAAUUCUCCUUCUGCACCCACUACUCCUUCAUCCCCAUCUCCUUUUCUUGGAAAUAAUCCAAACCCAGUUCCAUUUUCAAGGCAAAAUUCUUCAAGGCUUAGUGGAGUAAAUCCUCAACCUUCUCUGACAAUUCCAAACUCCGCCUCUUCUGGUAACUCUACUUGGAGUGGUCUGUCUGAUCUUCCAACCCCAGAUGAAUUGAUUAGCCCAAAUGGUAGCUCUUUGAAUCCCUCUUCCUUACCCUUCUAUGGAAAUGGAGGAGGAUCUGAUAUGAUUGCUGAGUUUCAGCUUCAGGACCAACUAUCUUUCCUCAAUGAGAACACACAAAACCCCAAAAACCAUGAUUUGUUCUACCCUCAUACAGACUUAGCUUCAAGCCCACCUGGUGGCGGUUGUGGUGGUGCUGACAUGGUUUUUCCGUCUUGCUGGGGCGGUUCUGUUCACAGGCGGAGCUGCUCGGUUAACGACGUUCUGGGGUCAGAUGAUCCUGCUUCAGGGUUAGGCUGGAGGCCAUGCUUGUACUUCGCAAGAGGGUACUGCAAGAAUGGGAAUAGCUGCAGGUUUAUCCACGGCAGCCUAGGAGAGUCCGCCUCCGCCGCCAUGCUAGGUGGUGCAGAUGGUGUAGCUAUGGUUGGUUCACCUAGCAAAAUAGACAUGACGGACCAGUGCUAUGAUAUACUCAGAUCCAAGUCUGCUCAACAGCAGAGACUGGCUGCUGCUUCUCAACUCAUGGGUUCUGCUUCUUUCCCCUAUUCUCCAAAGUCCCUGAACCUGUUUCUUCAACAGCAACAAACUGAUACUCAGAGAGCUGCUGCUGCAGCCUUAAUGAUGGGGGGAGAUGACAUGCUCAAAUUUGGCCGUUCAAGGCUUGAAAGGAAUGGCUUUUCAUUGAAUGGCGAGGUAAUAAACCCAGCAUCGAGACAGAUCUACCUCACUUUCCCUUCUGAUAGCACUUUCAGAGAGGAAGAUGUCUCGAAUUACUUCAGUAUUUAUGGACCUGUUCAAGAUGUGAGGAUUCCAUACCAACAAAAAAGAAUGUUUGGGUUUGUUACUUUUGUUUAUCCUGAGACUGUGAAGAUCAUUCUGGCUAAAGGAAACCCUCAUUUCGUCUGUGAUGCUCGGGUUCUUGUUAAGCCCUACAAAGAGAAAGGAAAAGUCCCAGACAAGUACAGAAAGCAGCAGCAACAAGUGGAGAGGGGAGAGUUCUCUCCUUGUGGUACUCCUACUGGCCUUGAUUCAAGAGACCCAUUUGAUCUUCAGCUUGGGACGAGGAUGUUCUAUAAUACCCAGGAUCUGUUAUGGAGGAGGAAGUUAGAGGAGCAAGCUGAUCUCCAGCAGGCCCUUGAACUGCAUAGCAAAAGGCUAAUGGGUCUGCAACUUCUUGAUGUCAAGAACCAUCACCAUCACAGGGCUCUUUCUAGUGGAAGUCCCAUUCCUUCACCCACCACUCACUCACCGAACCUCUUCAACCACCAAUCCUUUGUGCUUCCCCCAUGGAAUGGUGGCACAGAACUUCCUGAGAAUUGCUCUAGCCCCAUCCCUGCAAUUUCUGUCACUGCUCCCCCUGAGAAGCAGGCAACAAAUGGGGCUGCUGCCAGUAGCAGUGAAGAGAGUGGCAGUGGGAAGGAGAGUCCUCACUGUGAAGAUCUUCCAGUAAGUUUGGAGCACAAUCUCCCUGAUAGUCCCUUUGCAUCUCCUACAAAAGUCCCUGAAGAGUUCUUACCGGCAGCUUUCUCAAAUGCUAGUGAAGCCGAGAAAGAUGCUCCUGUCCCAGUUUCAUCUUCUGCUAACAAUAAUUUGGUUUCUUCAACCUUUAUAUCUGCUAAUAACUCACUGGACAUGGGAUCUUUCAAGUCCUUUAACUGCCAAAUGCCCAGGUUCUCAUCCGGACACGGCGGAGCUAUUACUAUGUAUGCCAGCAACGGCGGUGGACCAACCUGCCUUGCUUCUUCCUUUGCUUAGGUAGAUGGAUAUACAUAACACAUAGGAUUCUUAACUUUUGCGCACUGUUUGGUUUGAUUUAUUUGCAUUACUAGGUGUGGGGUUGUUAUGCUAAUCAAGGUUUUGGCCUUUUUGUUAACAAUUACAGGAAGAUAGAAAAGUAUAACCAAACAAAGAACUCACAUCAGAUAUCUGUUAGGGAAGAGAUCACCACCACCAUCCCAGCCAUCAUCCAUCGUCAGCAAUAUCAUACUUACUACCAUACAAAUUGCAUACGGAAAAGGCAGCAUGAGGAAGUGGGUCAGCCAUUCCUUUCUUUGUUGUACUACUUUAUAAAUCUCUUUGUUCAGUAGUUGCAGGUUAUGGACCACAGGUAAAAAAAAAAAGAAGGCAUAGUAAAGAAAAAGGGAAGAAAUACACAGUCAAUGUGUAGUUGUAAGUUGUAACUCCCCUAUGAAGAACUGUAAUAUCCUCCUCCCUCCAUGGUUUCCUUAGGAGAAACAGAGGAAAAAGGUUCCAUUUUUAGGGUUAGGGUUCUUAGGAUAUAAUCCAAAAUCAAAUCUUUCUGUACAGGUAGCUGUGGGUAAUUCAACAUGUGUGACAACAAAAGUUAAUGUUUACCCAAGAAGGGUAAAAAAUCUGGGGGUAAUCAAAGGAAGGAGAAGAAAUUGUCCGAAAUUGGGAUUUUUCCCCCCUUAAUGAGAUUGUACUCCUAGUACUGUUACUACUAUUGUAUUAGUUGCCACAGAAAGAGAAGUAAAAGAAAGUGGAUUUG
Molecule: messenger RNA, 4094 nt
Organism: Rubroshorea leprosula
Lineage: Eukaryota; Viridiplantae; Streptophyta; Magnoliopsida; Malvales; Dipterocarpaceae
Source: the annotation of a GenBank genome assembly